AUGUAUAUUCGACUGGAAGUUGAGCCCUGUGACCUCGAACUAACCGACAACCAGGUGUUGCCGUUAACCUCGCUUCAAUCCGCAUUCCCCGGAGCGGUCGGCGUUUCGUAUAAGACGUUGAAAGGAGCGAAAAGAGCGCUGCGAUUUGAUGGCGUUGCCUUUCAUCCGCCGGCCGAGGGCUGGCAGGAAACUGAUGCCUUCCAGGUUCAGUUGAGUAAGUGGUUUGCAUCGUUGGGUUUUCAGAUGACCAAAUCAAGAGAUUCAAUAUCAGUCUGUCGGGAAAAUAAUGAGAAUAAUGUCGCUGCGCCAAUCGUGUCGCUGAAGUGAAAAGCAAUUUUAUCAGUCUGUCGGGAAAAUAACGGCGGAUUGUCGCGCCUCGGAAUCGCCCAUCAUCGCUUUGCGACUUAGCCGCGGCUGGGAAUUUGGUGCGCGAUAGCGGCGAGGCGAGACAUUUUGAUGCGACCAUCCGCCGUUAUUUUCCCGACAGACUGAUAUUUUGCUGUGCACAGCUGCGACACAAUUCAUUUUCUCGGUGGCGAUGCGAUUUUCGAUGCUACAGAGGGCUCGUUAUUUUCUCGACAGACUGAUAGAAAAUGUCAAAAAACACAGAAAGUUUUAUGAAAGUGUUAGUUGAGCAAAAUGGGGCUUAUGGUGCACUAAUUGAGACAUUCUGUAAAUAAGAAUAGGCCAAAGGCAACGCACAGUGGACAUGAUCCAAUGGCAAAAAACGCACCGUUUUGCAUCCGGGAGGUAUCAAAAAUGUGGCAAAAUGCUUCCCUCUCCAAGUGAAAAAACUUUGUUUUGAAGGGCGCGUCCUUUUCCCUCACAAUAAAAGCGGGCGCGUUUUUGAAACCUGUGUUUAUUGCCACAUUUUUUGAUGCUUCCUUUUUUGCCACUGUUGUUGGCCAAGCUCUUCUGAUACAUUCUCAAUCAUUGCAGAGCCUUGCUAUAAUAUCUAUUAAAAAUUUAUUUUUUAUCGGGUCUUUGGACAGUCUUGUACAACAUUGCUGCUUCUACAAUAUUAUCUAAUGCAUUAGCCUCUUCAACGAAUAAAACAUCAAUUUUGAUUGUCAUUUCAGGUGGCAAAAGUAGUUUCCCCUUCGACAGCUAUGAAAAUGCCUCAAAACAAUUUGAAAAAGCCGUCACAACCGUCCAGAAGCUCAUGGAUCAGAAUUAUAAUGGUAAGAGCUCUCUUUUUCUCACAUCUUAUUUUCCAAUUUGUACGUACUCAAAUAAGAUUGCCUCUAUCUCUUCUAGACAUGACCUAUAUUGCGCCUCCUUCACCUCCAUCGCCCGGCUCGGUAAGUCCGCGAGAGAGGCUACGAGCCUUCCGGAGAAAGGUCGCAGAUUACCGUGUUAGCAACGACGAUCUCACGACUGGCUUCGAACUCCCGAAGAGCGAACUGGAAAAACAGUUCAGCGAGUUGUCAGCGAUUUUGGUCGGCAAGGACGCCAUAAUUGAGGCUUUGCGCAAACGGGUGGAUACCGUGAAUCAGGAGCUCCAUGGGUAAGAAAUGAUGACUUUUUUGAACCUUUCAGGCGUUUCUUCCUUAGAUAUUAUCAUUAAAUUUUAGCCAAGGAGACCAUGAAGAUUGUAAAAAAGAGGUCAAAAAGUGGAAAGAUCAAGUCGAAAGCUUGGAGGAUGAGCUGAAAUUGUUCCGUGAGAUGGCCUCGAAACAGGAGAACAUGACUAACAAAGUCAAAAGCUUGACGAAUGAGCUGGAGGAGCUGAGGAAUACAAGUAACGCCAAGUUACAAUCAGUCCAUGUCGAAUUUGAGCGAGUUUGCCAGGAACUGAAGGAGUUCCAACAGCAGUAAGUUCACUUUACGAUAUUGUAGUCGGUUUGCAAAGUCGCUGGAGGGAUUUUUGGCGUUUGUACUGACUGAAAAAAAGUUUGAGCGACAGCCCUAAAAAGCCUAUUGUAAGGUGUAAAAAGCCAGGAAUCACCAAUUUCAGUCCGGUGACAUUCCGGACGGACAAAUAAGGCUGCUUAUAAUUCAAUCCAGCGCAUUUCCUGCCUUUUGCUUACACUUACAGACUACUUACAAGGGAGGUGACUUUCUCCGCGGAUCAAUCAAUACUGGUGACCUAGUGGAUGUUGAAAAACAGGCUUGCUAAGGCUUUAGCUCGCUUAUGUCUAGGCUUGAUAGACUUAGAAAUUGCUCAAAGUGAACAAUAAAUAUUGCCAAAAUCACCCCAGAGACUUUUCUAACCGACUAUUACUAUACUCUUUACAAUAGUCAUCAUUUUUCAAACCAAUUGAAAUAUAAUGAAAACUCUUUUUCCAGGCAUGAUUUGCUGUUGCAAGAGCACUCUCGAACCACUGCUCAGCUCCAUGAAACUGAAAAGAAAUUGGACGAGCUUAGACAUCUACAUGACGAGGUGAAAGCGCGGUUCGAAGAAAGCGAGAAAAGCUAUGCCGAACAGAUACGCGCAGCCAAUGAGCUGAGAGAGCGCAUGUGUAAUGAGAAUGUCAGGUUGAUCAAACAGUAAGUCCAAUUUUACUACGGUAAUUACAAUAAAUAUUCUGCUUUUCCAACAUUUAACGACUUCCCUUCAGAAUCAAUGAAAUGGAAAGCGAAACCGAGAAUUUACGACAGGAAAAAGAGCUGCAAUCCACUCAACGGACCGAUUCCUACACCAAUCUGAAGGAGAAGGUAAAAAAUCUCGCAUUUUAGAUUGAUUUCCCUUCAAUUAUCAUUCAUUUUCACCUCAAAUAUCCUCAUUUCCAGUACUCCGCGUUAGUGGAAGAGCACGAGGAGAAGAUUCAAGAGAGCGCCAGUCUCAACCAACUCAUCGAAAACCUCAACAGGCAUUUGACGGACAUCACAGUGAAGUACAAAGACCUACGCAGUCAACGAGACGGAUCGCCGCCCAACCGGUAUUACAUGUAA
This is a messenger RNA of Bursaphelenchus xylophilus (pine wood nematode), 2895 nucleotides long. The record is from the annotation of a GenBank genome assembly. NCBI's taxonomy places the organism in Eukaryota, Metazoa, Nematoda, Chromadorea, Rhabditida, Aphelenchoididae.